Molecule: messenger RNA, 1615 nt
Organism: Vombatus ursinus (common wombat)
Lineage: Eukaryota; Metazoa; Chordata; Mammalia; Diprotodontia; Vombatidae
Gene: QDPR
Product: quinoid dihydropteridine reductase
Exons: 7
Coding region: 8-739 (243 amino acids)
Biological process (GO): tetrahydrobiopterin biosynthetic process; L-phenylalanine catabolic process
Cellular component (GO): cytoplasm
Molecular function (GO): NADH binding; NADPH binding; 6,7-dihydropteridine reductase activity
Source: RefSeq, a predicted model, not a curated record
GACGGGGAUGAUGGCAGCCGUGGCAGGGGACGCGCGCAGGGUGCUGGUGUACGGGGGCAGGGGCGCGCUGGGCACCAAAUGCGUGCACGCUUUCCGGGCCAAAGACUGGUGGGUUGCCAGUAUUGACGUGGUAGAAAAUGAAGAAGCCAGCGCCAGUGUGGUUGUUAAAAUGACCGACUCCUUCACCGAGCAAGCUGAACAGGUGACUGCUGAUGUGGGGAAGCUUUUGGGCGAUAAGAAGGUGGAUGCCAUUCUCUGUGUGGCUGGAGGAUGGGCCGGAGGCAGUGCCAAAGCUAAAUCUCUCUAUAAAAACUGCGACUUGAUGUGGAAACAGAGCAUUUGGACCUCAACCAUCUCUAGUCACCUUGCAACCAAACACCUUAAGGAUGGAGGCCUGCUGACCUUGGCUGGGGCUAAGGCUGCUUUAGAUGGAACCCCAGGAAUGAUCGGCUACGGCAUGGCCAAGGGAGCGGUCCAUCAGCUGUGUCAGAGCCUGGCUGGGGACAACAGUGGCAUGCCGCCGGGUUCUGCUGCCAUUGCAGUUCUUCCGGUUACCCUGGAUACGCCAAUGAACAGGAAAUCAAUGCCUGAUGCAGACUUUAGUGCCUGGACUCCAUUAGAAUUCCUUGUAGAAACCUUUCACAACUGGAUCACAGGAAAAAACAGGCCAAGCUCUGGAAGCCUAAUCCAGGUGGUAACCACGGGAGGCAAGACUGAGCUGACACCAGCUUACUUUUAAUAAGUCGUCUAAGAUUGCAGCACCAGAAGAAAGAGCUGACACAGAAUCCUAAUGCUCAGCGUAGUUUUCCUACCGCCCCGUGUUUUCCCAGCAAAUCUGUAGUCCCCCUUAACAGUGCCAGGUAGAGAUCAGUAUUUCUCUUUCAUUUAAUGUGUUUGUCUCCUUUUCAAAAGUGUCAAAUGUUCAUUUGAAAGAAAUAAAGGAGGGUUAUAAGGGUGAAGACCCUUAGGUAGGGGGCUGCUCAGAGAUGUCACCCAGGGAUGUUGUUUGGUCCUCUGCUGCCCUCAUCAUAAUGUGCACUUUGUGUCUCUUCUGUCCAGUUCCUUGCAGUGACUACCUGAAUGAUGUGUGUGUUGGUGUCUUCUGGUCAUUGUUUUUUAUUGUCAAGAUACUAUUUGAUCCAGUAUUUGUGUAAUGGGAUUAAUCGUGGUCCUGACUUAAAUUGCCUUAAAUGUCCAUUAGCAGUGUAGGUGAAGGAUGGCUCUUGCCAGGUUGUUGUUACAAAUGUUUCGUGUGACUACCCAGAUCUCCUCUGGAUGGGGGAGGGAGGGGAGGGAUGGAUGUCUUAGCUACAAGGGAAGCAGUGGUGGUCAUCAUAACAUGGCAUGUGUAGGCCUUAAUUAAUGCUGCUUAGUUUACAAUUUUGAAUACUUUAAUCAAAAUGGAACACAUGACUUACCGUCCAAACAACAUUGUCUAUAAAAUGUCGGUAGUCGGAUUUUAGGUAUUUUAGCGACACUGUGAGCUAUUUCUGUGAUAGCUUUGUACAGAGCUGGAUUUUUUUUUUAAUUGAAUAGUCAGGCAUUUGUCCCUCAUUCUCCUUUACUUUUUGAUGUUAUAUAAUUAAUUUAAAAUAAAUAGAGACUAUUCCCACCA